AUGUUAAAAUACAAAGUUACGAUUAUAUUACAAGGCAAACUAAUACAAAACUUACAUUUUGGGCCAUAUGCUAAAGAUUGGUGGAUUUCAUGUCCAACUCAUAAUGGCUUAACAUAUACACUUCUCUAUCCAAUUCAUCUUGGGAUGAAAACUAUAACUACAGUAAACCAGCAUGACUUCAUAAUUACAGUUGUUCAGAAUAAUUUUGAACCUGAGUAUAUAUGUCAAUCAGAAGCUUUGCAAAAUAAUAUAUGUCAAAGUUCCUCAAAAGCAAUUACUUCUAUAUAUCAACAAGCUUUUUCUACAAAAACUAGAUUAGAUAGUCUCUUAGUUAUGGGUUAUGAUGAUUCAGAGAUAUGUAAAAUGUUACUUUCCGAUAUUUAUUUUCAUCCUUAUACUUUUAAAAUUGGAAACUUAAAUGUGAUUAUUUUUGAAAUUGGUAAAUCGAACAACCCUGAUUGGAAUUAUGCUGGAAAAGGAUAUCGAAGCUCUUUUGUGCAUAACUUUUGCAAAACUCGAAUGAUAUUUUUUCAAGAAUUUAAUAAUAAUAAUGCGAUUGCUAGAAUUUAUCAAAAUUUUUAA
Messenger RNA from Cetraspora pellucida, 582 nucleotides. The record is from the annotation of a GenBank genome assembly. NCBI's taxonomy places the organism in Eukaryota, Fungi, Glomeromycota, Glomeromycetes, Diversisporales, Gigasporaceae.